AUGGCUAGUAGUCGAAAUCUCAGACGUAUGAAUGACUUAACUGUUGUUUCUAAAAUGGAAUCUUCCAAUUUCCACCCGACAUCACUAUGUUCUGAUCGAGCGUCCAUUGAUGGAAAUCAGCAACUUAGCCAACGCUUGAAGACGCUAGAGGACUUAUGCCAAAAACAGAAUAUUCACAUACAGGAGUGUAACAAGAAGAUUGAAAAAUUCGAAAAGCAAAUUCAAGAGUUGGAAGAUAAAGUAAUAGAAUUACAACAAUGUAAUUCAUAUAAAAAGGAAUCACGAAUUGAACGAUCAGUUCAGACAAAUAACGAUAUAUCAAAUCCGCCCACUCUACAACUGCGCCCAGCAUAUUUCCUGAGAGUACGUAACGAAACCAAAGAUGAAGAUGCGAUCAAACGCACAGGAAAGAAAGAAGCCACUGGUGAAUUAUAA
Messenger RNA from Adineta ricciae, 435 nucleotides. The record is from the annotation of a GenBank genome assembly. Lineage: Eukaryota; Metazoa; Rotifera; Eurotatoria; Adinetida; Adinetidae.